Adineta ricciae is the source of this 1950-nucleotide messenger RNA. The record is from the annotation of a GenBank genome assembly. NCBI's taxonomy places the organism in Eukaryota, Metazoa, Rotifera, Eurotatoria, Adinetida, Adinetidae.
AUGUCACAGAAUCUCGAAUACUGUCAAUUGGCAACUGCGAUCACUUCUCCGCCGAUCCCUCAGAAAUACCCUAGACGAAAUCCGUCACGUCAAUAUUCUGUACCAACCUCACCGGAAUUCAAUCUUCCAUCGAAUGAAUCAUUCUCACCGGCAAUUCAUUCGCCACCUUUCGCAAGUGAGGGUAGUGUGGGUAGACAAUAUGACGUUCGAAAUGUAUCAUCGUCGUUGAAAAUAAAAGAAAACAAAGCAGUAAAUGAUAAUCACAAAUAUUCGUUUACAUUAAAUUUACCAUCUUCGAGAAACGAACCCGAUCGAAGUUUGAAACCACGUUUCUAUAAAUUUGAUAUGACGACAAAAAGCGAAGCGAAGAUAACAACGUCGUCAAAUGUACCAUUUCAUGAUACGACAAAACCGAACAUUCGUACUCCGUCAUCAGAUCAUCCGGAAACUGAUGAGUUGAGUGAUGCUGGCACUUAUAUCAUCGAUGACGAUGUCGAUGCCGUACAAGAUCCGAAAUCCAAAGCACAACUGGUUCCAUCAUCGUCAAUACUCAAACGAUAUGUCAAUCAAACGAAAACUCGACAUGGAACGUUUGAACUUCGUGGAGCAAUUGCGCAAACAAUCCAUACAGUUAAUCGUCCUGUUGUAGAUGCCAACAUUCCAAGACGAGAGUUAUCUCAAUCAUCGAAUUCUUCACCGGCAUCAUCAUUACAUUCGUUUUCUGAUGAUGGGGAUUGGAUUCAUAGUCCAUCUGAAAUAGCAAUUUCAAACAAAUCUUCCGAUCAGUUGUCACAUACAACAGCACCACCAAAAUAUCAAAUCAAACCAGCAGAAUGUUUUGUCAUAUCGCCAACCUUUGAAACCAAGAAACAUCCCGCUACAAGUGCUUCAGAACGCAAAUUAGAUAUACCAUGGAGAGCAAAAUUCGCUGCUAAAUCAGCGUCUACAAAUAAUGCAAAUUCAUCGCCAGACAAUUUUGCAUCUUCCGCAAUACGACCCAAUCCUGACGUGACCGAAAAGCAAUCGUCGACGAACGCACCUACUCGGCCACAUACAUUAUUUCAAACCAAUUCCUCUGUUUCCUAUUCAGAACCAUCGAGUUCACGAUUGACAUCUUCAACAUCGAAUAUCCUACCUAAUGAUGUCGAUGACUCAUUAUCGAAAGUACCGAUGACUAAGUCAUUCUUUCUACGUCAACAACGUUCAACUGUUACUACACCGACAUCGAAACCCGUUCAAUCAACAAAAACAUCUUUGCAUCCACCGUUGAAACAGGCAACAUCAGUUGCGCCUUCCUUACCUAGUUCAAGUUCACAAACAAAUCGAGCUGUGGAACUACGUCGUGCACGAGCACAAGCAAAAAUCGAAGAAUUAGCUCAACGUACCAAAAAACAGUUACAGAAACAAGAGAGUAGUUCGAAAAAUAACAUUAUGAGUACUUCAUGGCACAGCAAUGCAAAUAGUUUGGGGAAAAAUAAUUCAGUAAAUGGCCGAAUCAGUGCGCGAACAACUACGAAGCCAACUAUCCUUUCUGAGCGAGAGAAUCUGUCAGCAACGCGUACGAUUUCAUCUGCAGCUCCUCCACAUCGACCCGCUUCGGCAAGUCCCAAUCGACCUGAACAAAAGCUAACAUUAUCUGAGUAUCGGAAACCUGUCCGAAUCAAUCAAUCCAACGCACAACAAUCUCAACGAAUGACAACAAGUGCUCUUAGUCUUGGAACGGAACAUUGUGACACAUUACGAGAAAAUGGUCAAAGAUUAGCAAUAAGAUUAAUUCAACUUUCAUCUGGAAUUUUAGAGAAACUCAAAUUAAAUGAUUCUAUCGUCGAUAAUGAUACAACUGUCAGAGAACUACAGAAACUUGUUGAAAAAUUACAAACAGUCAAUCAGACAUUAACCACCAUUGAUGCUGCACUAACCGGUCCGAUCAAUGACGAUGCUUUUGUUUAA